This is a messenger RNA of Lachancea fermentati, 759 nucleotides long. Lineage: Eukaryota; Fungi; Ascomycota; Saccharomycetes; Saccharomycetales; Saccharomycetaceae. The record is from the annotation of a GenBank genome assembly.
AUGGCUCAAAACAAGAGUAACCCCCCUACGGUGCCUGAAGGCUGGAAGGCAGUUUAUGACGACCAAUACCAGACUUUUUUUUACGUGAAUCUCGCAACCCAACAAUCCCAAUGGGACGAACCACAGGGUACGAGAUGGGACAAUGCUGUCCCUCCUCCUUACCCAGAACAAGCAGGUAACAAUGGCCAACAAUCUUAUCCAGAAAAAGGGGCUCUACCUCAGCAACAAUCUGGAUCUGAGCAGGGUUAUGUCCAACAGCAGACAUACACGCAACAGACCUACCAACAGCAGCCAGCUGCGCCAGGUUACGAGCAACCAGCAGCACAGGGGUACUACGCAGCUUCUGCCACGCAGCAAACUUACCCACAAACUACUACAACUACUGCGACUGCGACCGAACAGGAGAAGGGCAGCAAGGGUUACGGUAGCACAAUUCUUGGCGGUAUUGCAGGUGUUGGUGGUGGUUUGUUGGCUGGUUCUCUAUUGUCACACGCCUUUUCGUCCCACCACGGCAACAACGGUAACCACGGAUUUGGUGGGGGCAACGGAUUCGGUGGAGGCAACGGAUUCGGAGGUGGAUUCCAAGGUGGCCACCAACGUCCCCAAGGUCCUCCAGGCGGUGGUUUUGAUCGGUUCGAUGGUCCCGGCAAUUUCGGUGGCUUUGGUGGCGGUGACGAUAGACGUCACCAUGGAGGUGGCCACCAUGGAGGUGGCCACCACGGUGGCCACCAUGGAGGUGGCCACCACGGUGGCUUUUAA